Messenger RNA from Dreissena polymorpha, 3111 nucleotides. RefSeq names its product ribosomal L1 domain-containing protein 1-like. Gene Ontology annotation, cellular component: 90S preribosome. The transcript is spliced from 7 exons. The record is from RefSeq and is a predicted model, not a curated record. NCBI's taxonomy places the organism in Eukaryota, Metazoa, Mollusca, Bivalvia, Myida, Dreissenidae. Bases 75 to 1394 code for a protein of 439 amino acids.
UUUUGGUUCGUAUAUGCCGGGUACGAAUAGACACCGGAAAUUCUGUUUGCACGUGUACUCACUGAUUAUCAACAAUGGUGGUAAAAGAAAAGCAGGUAGAAACGGCAGUUAAUGCACUGCUUACAUUGCUGAAGAAAGAUGAUUCUGCUGUAAACAUUGUUGAUCAGCCUGAUAAAAUAGAUCUUCAAAUUACCCUUAAAAAGAUCCCAGAUGUGAAACACAAACGUAUAUCACUGUCCUUACCCCACUCAAUCCACCAUGACAGUCGGGAAGUGUGCCUCUUUGUUAAAGAUCUCGACCAAAAGAAUCGUGAAUAUGAAAAAACAGUUCAGCAUUUUGAGGAUGUCUUCAGAGAAAAAGAUAUUCAUUGCAUUUCAAAGAUCAUCCCACUGAAGGCUCUACGCACGGACUACAGCAUGUACGCGGCAAAGAGGAGCCUUGCCAAGGCCUAUGAUCUCUACCUGGCUGACGACAAAGUCUUCGGAAUGCUACCAGGAUUACUGGGGAAGAUAUUCUUUGCAAAGAAAAAGUUGCAGCCGAUCCCAGUGAACCUUUCAGCUCAAAAUCUGAAGUCUAAGUUAGAAGAUGUUGUCAACAACACCAGGCUGGUUCUUGAAGGCACUGGCUCCAGCAGCUGUGUGACUGUAGCUCACAAUCACCUUUCCAAGAGUCAGAUUGUAGACAACAUGGUUGCAGCAUGUAGUCAGGUAGCAGAAAAACUUCCCGGCGGUCAAGACAACAUAAAGAACAUCUACAUAAAAGGGGCAGACACUAAAGCUCUGCCUGUAUACUUUGAUUUUGGGGGCCUAGAUGAUGUGGAUUUGCCUGACAAAGUAGAGAGGAAGCUGGAGGAGGCAGAGGAUGAGAUCACCACAGUGGAGGGAGCACGAGUGAAGAUUAGAGCCGACGGGCAGAUACAGGUCAUCACUGUGGGAGCAGUUAAGGGUGAAGUAAAGGUUGGGGAAGGAAAAGAGGGUGUGAAAAGAGGUACAGGCAGUGUCAGCAGUGAUGGAGAUGAAGAUAUUGACAGUGAAAAUGAAGAUGAUGACAGUGAUAUGGAAAAUGACAUUGAUAAAGCAGUGAAGGUUGCAAGAGAACAGAUAGCAAAAGUUCAGCCCCCAAGGUCCAUAACGCAAACUGGUGAGAAUAAAAGGCAAACUAAAAAAAAUGUUAAAGUGGACAGUAAGUCGCAGUCAGCAAAGAAAAUGACAACUGUCAUUUCAGGAGAUGCUACAAGGAAGAACACAUCGCCUUCUGGAAAACGAAAUGUGAAGGAUGAGGCUGCGGAGGAGAUGGUGACAAAGAAGAGAGCAAGGAAAACCCCAGUGAAAUCUGUUGAAGAAAAGGUUAAAGAGAGCAUCACAAAGAAAGGGCGGAAAGCAAGAAAAGUUUAACUAACGUACUGUUCAGCGACUUUCUAGAUCAAGAUAAGUUUUACCUGUUAAGUGAAAUGCUAUUAGAUAACAGGAACUCUCAUUUAAAAAAUUAAAAAAUUGAUAACUGCUUUUAUUGAGAAAAAAACAUAGUAUACUGUAGAUUGUUUAAAAAAAAUAAAAGCAUAAACAUACUUUAAAUCUGUUAUAAUCUGUUUUUGAGAGCUGAUCUGUAUUGUACAUGUUUAUUUGUGUGUGAAAGGAUACAUCGUUAUCAUUGUGUCAAUUGUGUUAAGUAUUGUGGUUGACUGUUAUUGUUAUGGUGUUUGCUGUAUAAGAAAUUUACAAAAUUAAUCGAUUGUAUGAGUAAAACAAACUUACACCAUUGUUCACUAUGUAAAAACAAAACAUAUAUGCAAUAAAUUGGUGUGGUAACAGCAAUAAAAACGUUUUCCAAUUUCUGUGUUGAAAAUUUGUUCAAGCUAUAAUUAUAAUAACAUCGAAAAAAGUGACUGCCCGAAAAUCUAAACUGGGACAUUUAGAAGUUAAAGUCGAGCUGCAACCACUUGGGCAAAUCCUGACCUGGCUUUUGAAUGUGUAACGUAGCUAAAACACGUUUUUGAAAGUAGCGAUGAAAAGUGUUACAAAAGGAUAAUUUUUACGACUUCAAUGGAUGAUUAUGAAUUAACCAACAUUAAUUUAAAAUAGUCAGUGGUUAUAUCAGCACCAUUGUGUGUCUGACAACAUAAGUUACCUUAACUUGUAUAACAAUACAAAGUAUGAUUAUUCUUUUACUAUAUUUUAUCGCCUGUUUUUGAACAUGUGUAGAAAGUUACUGGGUUGCUCUGCAAACGAAGUCUUACAUGGUUUGCAUUUAUACUUAGAAGACAACUACGGUAAUGGUUUUGUAACAUUGUAAUGUAGUUUUUUUUUAUAAACUAGAGGAAAGAUGUAUUCUUCAUACUACUUGUUAAUAAUAAAGAUAUAAAAUACUGGAUAUCGGGUGUAUUUUACAUCAAGUACUGCGGAAGGAAAACCCAUUAUUUUAUAAAUGCAUUGGUAUAUUGAUAUGAUUUAGAAGGUCGGUAAAAACCUUUUGCACUCUGUGCUGUUGUUUGAAAUAUAAUACAAAUUCUUGUUGAGCCUUUUCACAUGGUAUCACUAACCAAAUACAAUAAAUAUUUUGUUAAUAAAUAAACCUCAUAACGAACAGAACAAGUUUUAUUUAUUAUGUAAUUGUUAAAAAACAAGGUCAUGAACGGGGAGUUCAGAAAAAGAUACACCAAACGUUUUACAACAUUGAGUCAAUACAAGUAAUUAUUUUGAGGAUUUAUGUAAUUCUAUAUUAGAUUUAAAGAAAUGUCCAGUAAGGGAGACUAUUUAGUUGAUAAUGGCUGUCUAUUUCUUCAUUGUAAUCUCUCCCUUUGUUGAUUUCUGCUAGCACUAAUUAUAGACCCAAAUGUAGUGACCACUUUAAUAGGUAUCCUGCUAUGAUUUUAACAUCUUUACGUGAUAAGAUGUUCUUUGGGAUGAACAAAAAUUCCAAAUGUGUUAUCUUGUUUAUAAGAUGUUUUGAUUCUGCUCUACCGUUCUAGGCGUCAACUCAAUUCUCUUUUGGCACGUGCGACUCGAGCCACGUGACCACCCUCUGCUUGUUUGUCGCCAUCCACCGGAUGUUCCUUUGAAUACUCUCGAGCACCUGCUUUCGACCACUCGCACCUGCACCAGCAUCCGGGUA